Molecule: messenger RNA, 2021 nt
Organism: Fusarium oxysporum Fo47
Lineage: Eukaryota; Fungi; Ascomycota; Sordariomycetes; Hypocreales; Nectriaceae
Exons: 4
Coding region: 29-2002 (657 amino acids)
Source: RefSeq, a predicted model, not a curated record
GCUCGAUCUAUAUUUUUGUGAGAGUACGAUGAGCCAAGAUCUGGAUGGCCUAUCCUCAAAUUUCAGGAACACCAUCGAGCCAGACGAGCCAGACGAGAGCACUUUGUUGAAUGAUGCGACUGCAAGUUUCGGGACGGAAACAGAUACUGAGCACGAGGGGGAAUGGCCUCAACCCUCAAUCUUUGUCACCCUGCACCGGAUAAGAAAAUUUGUACUCGCAAGCAUAGAUGACCCUUACUCUUUGGAGCAGCUGAAGAGUCCAAGAGUCAACCACCUCAUUGUCCGUCCUUUGGUAGAUCGUCUAUAUGACGAGAACGACUACUCCAUUGUCUAUUGUCUCCUCGCAAACCGAGUACAGUUCCUUCGCGAACAAUCGAGCGUCAUUGACCAAAGCACCAGCAUAGCCCGUGCAACACUAUGCGAACUAUUAGCUAUCAAGAUCCUGCGCAACUUUCACGAUGACAACCCAGGUUUAGACGGUCUACUCCUACUCUCCAAGAUCCUGGUCCAAGGUUUUGACCCCUUUCAUGGUGCUCCGCCUGAAGUUGAACAAUACGGGCGCUAUCCACAAUGGCCUAUUCAGAAGCGCGGCGGCCAUGAGAGGAAGCUGACUGCACUCGAACUCGCGAUCAUAUCCGAGAGCAAGAACUUUGUCAGUUCUUCAGGGUGCAGACGUGUUAUAGAUGCAGUGUACCGUGGACAAAUCGUCUACACGCCUCUCUCGUUCGUUGAUAUUCUCCCCAACCAUUAUGAGUAUCUUCCAGUGUCUUUGUACGAACCGCGCAAGGCGCCGCUGCUUGACCAUCAUCGUCUCGUCGUUCCGCGCACCCGGUACAUAAUCGAACUGGUGCAUUACAUCAUUCUCACUUUUCUAUAUGUUUACACGAUGCAGUAUCGAGAUCCCGAAAACUUGACUGGCAAUGAGGUAGUCUUCAUUCUGUACUCUGCCGGCUGGGUUCUUCACGAACUCGCUGCCAUCAUUGAACACGGAUGGAUGAUUCAUUCGCAGACUUUGUGGUCAUUCUUGGACCUUUCGUACACCAUCAUCUUCAUGGCUUACGUCACAGUUCGGGCUUAUGAGCUAGCUGUAAGCAGCGUGCAGAAUGGCUUGGCACAUAAUAUAUUGUGUCUCGCAGCCCCGGUUCUUCUGACCAGACUGGCCUUCAACAUUCUACCAGACCAUAUUGUCUUCAUUUCGCUCCACGCCAUGAUGAAGGAGUUUCUGAUCCUCACAUUUCUCGCCAUAUGGUGUUUCACAGGGUUCCUGUUAGCGCUGCAGUGGCUUUCUCCGGGAGAUGGCUCGAUUCCAAACGACUUCACCAUCAUCAAAUGGCUGCUGUGGAUCUGGUUCGGACUGGAUGGAACAGGAAUUGAGGAAUCUGUUCAGUUUCACGCCAUUUUAGGACCGGCACUGACCAUUGCCUUUGCCUUUCUCGGCAAUACUCUGUUUCUUACGAUUCUCGUUUCACUCCUCACCAACCGGUUCAGUACCAUCGUCACAUCUGAGGAUGUCGAGAUCCAGUUUCGAAAGACAGUGCUGACGUUUGAGGGCGUUAAAAGCGAUGCCAUCUUCGCAUACCCGCCACCAUUCAACCUCUUUGCACUGCUGACACUUCUUCCUAUCAAACCAUUCCUGUCACCUCUAGAGUUCUACUCGAUUCACGUAUUUCUCGCACGACUUGUCAACGCACCUCUUUUGUUUUGCGUCGGCUUCUAUGAACGUCGACGCCUAUGGACUUUUGGACCUGACGCGGCCAAAGUUUCAAGAAUGUGGAAGUUCACGGGUUUCUCACCACAUGGUGAUAUACAGGCUGUGUUUGAAGUCGAUGCUCCGGCCGAGGUUCUCCGAGAAGCUGAUGAGCUGGAUGGACUGAGCGAGAUGGGCUUUUCCGAUGGCGAUGCGGUAUCAAGACUUUCCCGAGAAAGAGAAAUUAGAGCACCAGUUGUAUUUAGCCUGAGUAAUGCAGGGACAUGGUCCCCAGGACAAGCCCCCGUUGCUUGAUCCAACUAAAUAGAUGCCG